Argentina anserina (silverweed cinquefoil) is the source of this 1987-nucleotide messenger RNA. RefSeq names its product beta-fructofuranosidase, insoluble isoenzyme CWINV1. The record is from RefSeq and is a predicted model, not a curated record. The transcript has 7 exons. Lineage: Eukaryota; Viridiplantae; Streptophyta; Magnoliopsida; Rosales; Rosaceae. Gene Ontology annotation, molecular function: hydrolase activity, hydrolyzing O-glycosyl compounds. Bases 44 to 1780 code for a protein of 578 amino acids. Gene Ontology annotation, biological process: carbohydrate metabolic process.
UGGGUACCCUUCUUCUCCAAACACCCACUAAGCCAAUAGGGCCAUGAUGCUAUUCUCUCUUUGGCAAUUCUGCCUUCUUUCACUUUUGCUUUCUUAUGGUGUUGUUGAGCUUCAAGCUUCACACCAUGUCUAUAGCAACCUUCAAACUGCGCAGCUAACUUCAACACAUCCCAAAGCUAAUGACCCUUACAGAACUGGUUAUCAUUUCCAGCCUCCCCAGAACUGGAUCAAUGAUCCAAAUGGGCCACUGGUUUACAAGGGAAUUUACCAUCUUUUCUACCAGUACAAUCCCAAAGGUGUAGUUUGGGGUAACAUUGUUUGGGCACAUUCCACUUCAACUGACCUUGUCAACUGGAUUCCACAUGAAGCUGCUAUCUACCCAUCACAGCAGUCCGAUAUCAACGGAUGUUGGUCAGGGUCAGCUACAAUUCUUCCGGGAGGAACGCCGGCAAUGUUAUACACCGGAAUCAACCCCCAAAACCAACAAGUUCAAAACUUGGCAUUUCCUAAGAACCUCUCCGAUCCAUAUCUUAGAGAAUGGGUUAAGGUCCCACAAAACCCUCUAAUGGCUCCUACCCAAGUUAACCAAAUCAAUGCCAGCUCAUUUAGGGACCCAACCACUGCUUGGCUAGGGCCAGAUAAGAGAUGGAGGUUGAUCAUUGGAAGCAAAAGAGACCAAAGGGGAUUAGCUAUUCUCUACAGAAGUAAAGAUUUCAUACAUUGGACUAAGGCCAAACACCCUCUUCAUUCAACAAAUAAAAAUGGAAUGUGGGAGUGCCCAGAUUUCUUCCCUGUUUCAAAGACUAGCUCCCUCGGCCUUGAUACAUCAACAAUUGGUCCAACUGUUAAGCAUGUACUCAAGCUUAGCUUGGACAACACUAGGAAAGAGUACUACACAAUUGGUACAUAUAACAUAAGCAAGGAUAUCUAUAUCCCAGAUAAAGGAUCAGUAGAGAGUGAUCUUGGUCUGAGAUAUGAUUAUGGCAAGUUCUAUGCUUCAAAAACCUUCUUUGAUAGCUCUAAAAACCGCAGGAUUUUGUGGGGUUGGAUUAAUGAAUCCUCAAGUGUCAAUGGUGACAUCAAGAAAGGAUGGUCCGGAAUCCAGGCAAUUCCAAGGACCAUCGUGCUUGACAAGUCUGGGAAACAACUAGUGCAAUGGCCUGUAGUAGAGCUUGAAAAACUUAGAACAAAUGAGGUCAAAUUGCCAAACAAUAUGCUCAAGGGAGGAUCACUUCAUGAAGUACUUGGUGUCACAGCAUCACAGGCUGAUGUAGAAGUUGCGUUCGAGAUGAGUGAUUUAAAGAAAGCAGAAGUGUUGGAUCCAAGUUGGACUAAUGCACAACUUCUAUGUAGCAAAAAGGGUGUCUCAGUGAAAGGAAGUCUCGGGCCAUUUGGAUUUUUUGUUUUCUCUUCGAAAGACUUAAAAGAAAGCACAGCCGUGUUUUAUAGAAUUUUCAAGUCUCACAGAAAUUACAACAAAUAUGUGGUGCUUAUGUGCAGUGACCAAAGCAGGUCUUCUCUAAACCAAGAUAAUGAUAUGACAACAUACGGGGCGUUUGUAAAUGUGGAUCCUCUUCGUGAGAAAUUAACACUAAGAAGCUUGAUUGAUCACUCUAUAGUGGAGAGCUUUGGUGGGAAAGGAAAGGCGUGCAUAACAGCUAGGGUUUAUCCUACAUUGGCCGUUGGUGGUGAUACCCACUUAUAUGCUUUCAAUUAUGGAAGUGAGAAUGUCACAAUCUCAGGAAGUGCUUGGAGCUUAAAAACGGCUAAAAUCAAUUGAUUGAUUAAGAUUAUAAAAGUAGUGCAAAGUGUGGAGGAAGUAUUGAUUCUUGAAUGUGACACGACUAUAGUUGAUUACUAGAGUGAAAUAAACACUAAUGUGGGCCAAUUUUUGUGCUUGCAUUUUUUAAGAUCAAAGUCCAAUUAUAUGUGGAUUUUUGUCAUCUUAAUUGCUGAUAGUGUGUACUGUAUCUCAUUUCUCUUUCAA